UUAUUUGUAGUUCAUGUUGCCAGACGGACAUGUAUUGCAGCACAUUACUUUACUGUUAGGCAGUUUAAAAGCAAUCCAGAUAAUAUUUGCUUCUGUAGCAGAUAGGUGUCUACAGGUUUCGGGUCUUGGCCAGACAGUGUCCUAAACCCGAUGUGAUGUCGGAUAAACGUCAGCGGGCCAGGGUCCAGGGCUCAUGGGCCAAACCACUGCCAAAACAACCACAAAGGCCUACUGAAGGAUGUGCAUUUCCAAGCAAUCCUGUUGCCAACCUUAAACCAUCUUGGGGUGUGGGUCAGCAUACAUUUGAGUUCCAUCAAUCCACCCAGCCAGUCAAGGUAAUACCCUCAGAGAAGGUGAUAGAGAAAGAUGGUGAUCAUGAGGUCAGCAAUGGACCAUCAGGGGUGUCAAGACUGCGUCUGUUCACUGCGUUCCUGCCAGUGGAGGAGGCAGACUGGAUGUUUAGUAAGCUGUUAGCCGAGCUGCCCUGGUCCCAGAAGACCAACUACAGACAGGGUGAGUCCUAUGGGGAGCCAAGGCUGACCUGCUGGUAUGGAGACCUGCCUUACACCUAUGCCCAUUCCACCAUGGAGGCCAACACACAGUGGCAUCCUCUGCUCCUUACCUUGCGACAGGCCGUGGACAGUGCAAGUGGAUCUUCCUUCAACUCCCUGCUGUGCAACCUGUACCGAAACGAGAGCGACAGCAUUGGCUGGCACAGUGACGACGAGGCUUCCCUGGGCACCAAGCCCACCAUAGCCUCCCUCAGCCUGGGAGACACCAGGGUGUUCAGCCUCCGCAAGAAGCCUCCCCCGGAGGAGAACGGAGACUACACGUACAUGGAGAGACUGCGGGUGCCUCUCGCUCAUGGCACUCUGCUUCUGAUGGAGGGCUCAACACAGGACGACUGGCAGCAUCAAGUGGCUAAAGAGUACCACAGCCGUGGACCCCGCAUCAAUCUCACCUUCAGAACCAUCUACCCUGAACCAGCAGGACGUAGACAUGGGGGACAAACUUUGACCACGAGUACAGCCCCAACACUGAGCACACGGCAUCACCAGAGACUUUUAUAAAAGGAGUAGUGGUAGGUGAAUAGACUAGAAGCUAAUGUUGGCGCAAGAAUGAAGUUCAACCAAGCCUGGAAAACCAUGAAUUCUGACUUGAUGCUAAUGAAAGGACAUGUUAUUGGAUCAUUGGAAUCAGGGGAAGCGUUAUUACAGAACACUCACAUAAGUUCAAGGAUAUUUUUCCUCCAUUAUUAUUUGCCUUAUUAGGAACUUUGCUGGAAUCUGCAUCAGUGAAGUUGUUCAAAUCCUAACCUUUUAAAUUGCAGAAAUCCAUGUUGAUAAUGGUUUAUAUUGUGAUCAUUCAUAUGGUUUACGAUUUAUUCUCAGAAAUGAUUGGACUAGACUAUGAGAAUGUCCGAGGUUCUCACAUUUACAACCCCUCAUUUGGGAGUCUAAUCGGGAUAAUAAAACUCUAUAAAAUGUAACUAUUAAAGUGGCUAAUUCAGCCAAAUAUGGCCCUUACGGGAGUUGUCAUUAUUUAUUUAGUAACACAGGACAAUCUUUUUCUUGUUUUGGAUGCUUGUGAAAUAAAGAGCACAGUAUUUUGAAACUGAAA
Messenger RNA from Hypomesus transpacificus, 1620 nucleotides. It is a transcript of the gene alkbh3, whose product is annotated as alkB homolog 3, alpha-ketoglutarate dependent dioxygenase. Gene Ontology annotation, biological process: DNA repair; DNA alkylation repair. The transcript is spliced from 10 exons. NCBI's taxonomy places the organism in Eukaryota, Metazoa, Chordata, Actinopteri, Osmeriformes, Osmeridae. Gene Ontology annotation, cellular component: nucleus. The record is from RefSeq and is a predicted model, not a curated record. The coding region runs from base 156 to 1070 and encodes 304 amino acids. Gene Ontology annotation, molecular function: dioxygenase activity.